Mandrillus leucophaeus (drill) is the source of this 691-nucleotide messenger RNA. RefSeq lists its product as uncharacterized. The record is from RefSeq and is a predicted model, not a curated record. Bases 140 to 634 code for a protein of 164 amino acids. Lineage: Eukaryota; Metazoa; Chordata; Mammalia; Primates; Cercopithecidae. The transcript is spliced from 4 exons.
CUUAGCAACCAAAGUAACCCGCAAUGCGGAAGGGCAAGGGGAUUGCGAGUCACCAAGUUUCAGGCGCGGCUUGAGUCAUGGCCUAGAAAGAGAGAUGUUAGAGUUCCCAGGACCAGGACAGAGUUGGUGGUGAAAUCUCAUGGGCGUCUGGAGAAGAAGGUCAGGCCCCUUGCUGACAGGCCUAUCCGUGGGGCUACUGCUGCUCUUCAGCUGGGUGACCCUUGUCCAGUCAACCUCUCUCUCAGCUGUGGUCCACCACCCUCACUUGUGCCAGACCACCCGGGAUGUCAAUGGCCACCACUACCCUGGUUUCUUUUGCCCUCGUCUCUCUGAUUCUCCAGAGGAAGCCUACUGCUGCCACCUGCAGGCUGCAGGGGGCUCCUGCUGCACCCGGGCUGAAUUUGAGGCCCUGUACCAAGUCAACCUGUCCGCUCUUCCGCCCCCGCCCAUCCUCAGGGGCCCAGGACAACUCCUAGUGCUGGGCCUCUACAGCCUACUGGUUGUGACCCUGAUGACCGCAGACCUUGUGCACUUCUGCUGCGAUCGGGGCCGGGGUCGGGGCUGGAGCCACCGCAGGCCUCCCUCUGGGUCCUCCGCCGUGAACUCCCUGCAGGUCUCCGCGGGGACAGCUUAGGCGCGCCCGGAGCUUGCCUGCACCUGCGAUCCAGAGUCGAGUGCCCCGCCCCUGCCC